This is a messenger RNA of Rhizophagus irregularis DAOM 181602=DAOM 197198, 1409 nucleotides long. RefSeq lists its product as uncharacterized. The record is from RefSeq and is a predicted model, not a curated record. Lineage: Eukaryota; Fungi; Glomeromycota; Glomeromycetes; Glomerales; Glomeraceae.
UUUUUUUUUAUCUUCACUUGCUUCCUCAAGACUUUUUUAAAAUUUAUUCGUUUGUAUAAUUUUAGAAGCUAAUAAUUAUGGCUACUAAACCUUAUAAUGCAAAUUCUUCCGAACCCUUAAUGCUCACAGAUGAUGACCAAAAAGAAAUUAAUGCUUCUUUGUGCUUACUCUGGACGAAAUUUGAUGGAAGAUUAAAAAAUGUUGUGAUUCAAGAUCAACGCGCCUUUAUUAAUUAUGGCAAACACCAAGAAAAAAUUGUAAUAGACUUGGUUAAGUCUAAUUGUACUAUUGUUAAUAGAAAUAUAUUGAAUGAGGAGAAUAGAGUGGAAAAGCUACAAAAGGAGUUUGAUUUAAAGAAUAAUAAUACGAUAAAAAAAUAUAACGAAGCAAUAAAAAGUUUGAAAGAAAAACUUAAUGCUUCAGAAAUUCGAGCUAAUAAAGCAAUUGAAGAUUUACAAACCUACGAAAUACAUAAAGAAGCUCUUAAGAAAAAAAUAGAUUCUGAACAAACUAAUAACGCUAGUCAAUCAUUAGAAGAUGUGUCUCAAACAUCUUUAUUCAAAACUAAUGUUGUCAAUAAUAAUACCAAUAAUGAAGGGCUAGAUAUAAUACUAACUAAUGAUGUUAAGUUAAUGAAGUGUAAGUUAGAUGAUGACAUUGAUUUAAUCUGGGAGGAAUUAAAUACACGACUCCAUAAAAUGUUUGGUUACGCAGAAGAAAUAAAAAGAGGAGCAAUGUUAGAAGACCUAAAUUGGGCUCACGAAACCUUACCUGCAUACAUAAAUUGGGACCGUAUGAAUAAUUUACGUCCUAUGAUAAAAUUUUGGUUACAAAAAGUUAAUAAACAAUUAAAAAAAUUAUCAAAGCCAUCAUCGGCAUUUACAAAUCAUCCUAUUAACAAGAAUACUUCUGAAGAAAUUGAGGAUGAUAAAUCUGGUGAAGAAUUAAAUUUUAAAAAAAAAGAAAAAGCCCUUAAAAAUAGGGAUAAAAAAAUUGAAAAGUUUAUACAAUAUGGACAAGAACUUCGUGAGAAGGCCAUUAAAGCAAUUCAAGACGACUCCCAAUUAGCAACCAAUAACAAUGAUUCUCUCGUUAAUUAUAAUCGGAACUUAGUGAAGUCAUUUGAAGUAUUUUCAAAUGAACCAAUUAAGAUUAUUGAUAUAACAUCAGCUGAGAAACGGGUUUCUCAGUGGAUUUCACAAAAAGAAAGUUCUGAUAAGAUUGAGUCAGCGCUUAAAGUUUAUAAAUUUUACCACAGAAUUAAUUUAAUUUACAUCUAUGAGGAGUUCAACCAGUUUGUUACAAAUAAGUAUGCUGAUGAUGUUGAAAAACAGGAGGUCCUAGAACGACAAUUAGAACGAGAUAUGUUCUGCGCGUUACAACAGAUAGCGCCACGAACGGAGCGUUGA